Molecule: messenger RNA, 1332 nt
Organism: Osmia lignaria (orchard mason bee)
Lineage: Eukaryota; Metazoa; Arthropoda; Insecta; Hymenoptera; Megachilidae
Source: RefSeq, a predicted model, not a curated record
AUGCCUUGCUCGGGUAAUGGUGGCUCUGCUCGGGUCGACAUCCUUUCCACCGUACUCGUGGGACCAGUUAUGAGUUGUGAUCAAAUAAACCCUAAACAAACUAAACUUUCUAUGAUGGACGUGGAGGAGGAGUGUAGAAGUAGGAAAAAAGGAAUUUUGUGUGUAUCAUUGAGUAGAACUAGCUCUGUCUCCUCUGUGAGAUCUGCGGAUUCCGACAUUAAAGAGACCGGUGGAAGUGUUAAAAGAAGAAAAGUGGUAGAAGAUAAAGAGCAGGAUUCUGAUCUUACUGUUGAGCCCGAAAGGUUGUCACUGGAAAAUGUAAGGGCCGAGAGGAAGGAACUGGAGGCUUUUCUGUUCAAUGAAGCAAAUAAGGUGACCAAGGCUGCAGUUAAAAUCAUUUUGGAUAAAUGGGCGUCCUUGGAAGCAGCGCUCCUAGCAGAAAUAAUGAAAGUUGAAAGGUUAUCAGCCACACGGGAAUUACAUUGUACCAAGCCAGUAAAUACUUACGCUCAGGUGGUAGCUGGCGGAGUAGCUCCUGCUGGCGCACAUCUGAAACCUGAAACAGUAAAAGAGAAGCAUGAAGUAUUGAUAAUUAAACCUGAAAAUGAAAAUGACCCUAGAUCUAAUGAUGAAAUUAAAGCUAAAGUAACAGAAGUUCUAAAGAAAAACAGAUCUCAAAUAAGAAUUAAACAAGUAAGGCAAUUGAGAAAUAAAGGCGUUGUGGUUGAGGUUAAAGACAAACGUGAUAUUGAAAUUAUAAAAAAUUCGAAAUUUAAGGAAGUUGGUUUAAAAACUGCAGAGCCUAAGAAAAUUAAUCCCAGUAUAAUUAUAUAUGACGUUGAAAAGGAGUAUAAAGCAGACGAGUUGAAAGAAGAUCUGAUUUUCAAGAAUCUGGAAGUUAGAGACGACGAGUAUGCUGAAAAAUUGAAAAGGAGUAUAGACUUUCGUCAUUGUUUUAAAACUAAAAAUGAGAGUAGAGUAAAUUGGAUAGUCCAACUACCAGCUAAGGAGUAUAGCGCACUGAUGUUGUCAAGGAAAGUGUAUAUGUUCUGGAGGAUAUAUAAGCUAAAGGAAUAUCUAAACGUUAUGCGUUGCUAUAAAUGUCAAGGAUAUGGGCAUAUAGCAAAAUUUUGUCAGGCAAAACAGCAAUGCUGUGAAAAUUGUGGCAAUACCGAACACGAAAGGAAGGAUUGUCCUAGAAAGGAUAAGCCGCAGUGUAUAAAUUGUAUCCGCACGAAAAGAAAGGACACAAACCAUAGUGUUACAAACAAACUUUGCCCUGAGCUGCAGCGGCAAAUUGAUCUAUAUAGAAAUAGAAUAAACUGGACCUAA